UUUUCCAAACUUGGGUUUAACUUGGGAAGUUCAAGCUCUAGUUUUGCGAAUGAUAGUCGUCUAGCUUAUUGGGGAAUAGGGAGGACCUAGCAGAUGGAGCACUACGCAAAAGUCAGCAGUCACUCCUCUGAAAGCAAGGAGGAGAAGGAAACAUGUGAUAUUCACGUCAAAAGUGGCAGCAAGAUAAGGAACAUCAUAUCGCAGGCCUUCAGACUACUGCAGAACAAGAAGGGGGAGAAAGUAGUAUUAAUUGGAUCAGGACCCACUGUGACCAAAACCAUUACAUGUGCUGAAAUUAUAAAAAGAAAGUCAAAGGGUUUACACCAGGUAAACAAGUUGUUCUAUUCCAGAAUUCAAGAUACAUGGGAGUCCAAGGAGGAUCAUCUUGAUAAACUGCAAGUGACAAGAAAGAUUCCAUCCAUCAGUAUUACUCUGUCCAAAAUUCCUUUAGAUGCAUCUCAGCCAGGUUACCAGGCUCCAGGUAAAUCCAAAAGCCCUGUCCAGUUUGGUGACAAAGACUGGGAACUGGCUUGGGAAGAAAAUCAAGAUGACUCAAGAACAUCAGUUCAGAAAACACACCCAGAGAAAGGUCCAAGAGAAAAAACAAAUAGAACUGCAAGUAAAAUUAAGACUGAAACCAAAGCUAGUCCUGCUGAGCCUUCAAAAAGGGUCAAAAGUUCAGAGAUGGCAACCAGCAAGAGACAAAGAAGAAAUAGAAGCAGAGAAAGCACAGAGGAAGAAUCAAAGGGUGGAGGAACAGAAAGUGAAAAGAUGGAGAAUACAAGUCUUGUUCGUGAUGCCAAUAAGAAUGAAUAGAGUAACAGCAAAUAUUUGGGCUGUGAUGUUGUAGAAUAUAGGAAGUCUUAGGAGGGACAUUGAGAUGGUGGUGCUUUGGAUGGUGAAGUGAAACUCAAAAAUGAUUAAUCUAACACCAAAGUGUUAGGAACAGCAGGACAGCAAGGAAGUACAAACAAUUCAGGAAGAGGAAAAGCAGAGCCAUUGGAGCCAUAGAAAGGGUGCGGCUCCAGAGGAAAAAAUUGGUGCAUUCAGCUCAAAGGAUUGAGAUACUUCAGACUAAGAAGAUUGUUAAGACUUGAAGAUACCCUAAAAAAAGACAUUGGGCUUCCAGUAUUAGUAAAACAGGCUGGUUGUGAUGAGGUACUUAAUUUUACUUCCAUCAUAGGAAAUUAUUUCUAACAUUCAGUUAGACAAAAUUUUCACAAUUGUAAAGUGAAGCAAAUGAGAAGCAUGAGGCACAGUUUAGGUUAGUUUAUUGAGAUUUUCCACUGAAAAGUACAAUUUACAAGUAAAUACAUGAACAGAGACACACAAUAAAUAAACAAAAAUAUAAUGGCAGGAGAAAAAUACAGGGCGAGCCUCAAUUGACAUUUGUCCCCUUACAAAAUACAAAGAAUAGAAAAAUAUAGGUUACAUAUGCACUUAUGUACUUUGUCUUUAGAAUAAAAUAAUUUGCCAACCGACUGUGACACUUAGUUAGGGCGGAGUAUAAAGUGUGAGCUUUUCUGUAUAAAACCACUUAACUAAGGCUUUAAAGUUAUGUCAAGCAGCUCUGACAAAUGGGUAACACUGAAACAUCUGCUUGAAAAACUCUUCAUAGUUGCCAAUUUACUUUAUCAACCGAGUUGAUAGAACUGUGUAAUAUCUUCCCCCCCCCCC
Messenger RNA from Stylophora pistillata, 1677 nucleotides. RefSeq lists its product as uncharacterized. Lineage: Eukaryota; Metazoa; Cnidaria; Anthozoa; Scleractinia; Pocilloporidae. Gene Ontology annotation, cellular component: ribonuclease MRP complex. Gene Ontology annotation, biological process: tRNA 5'-leader removal. The record is from RefSeq and is a predicted model, not a curated record. Gene Ontology annotation, molecular function: RNA binding.